GUAGUCCAAGUAGUAGUAGUAUUCUCUGGUAUUUGUUUUAUAAUCCUGCAAAUUGUUGUUAUGUUAAUGGCGGUUUUAGAGCGUUGAGUGCUCUUUCCCUCGCCUUGCUGUAUUAUUUAUUACUUUUAUAUACGAAGAAGAGAAAAGAGGAUAACAAUUUAAAAGGUUUGCCCUUUUCUUUUCCCAACUGCUUCUUUCCCAUACACAAUUUCUGUUUUCUCGCAACGCAAGAGCAUGUCUUCGCCGCUCCUCAAUGGCUUGGCCGCCCCGCUGCUGGAGCCGGAUCACGAUGACCCGCCGCUGCUGCCGCUGCGCCUCCGCCGCUCCGCUUCCAACACCACGUCGCAGGUCGCCAUUGUUGGCUCCAAUAUUUGCCCCAUCGAAAGCCUUGAUUAUGAGUUUUUUGUGCAGGAUAAUAGAGAAUGAUUUUGUCAGGCCUGACUGGCGAAGUAGGGAAUUGGUCGAGAUAUGCCAAUAUACGUUAAUAAAAUGGAUAUUGUGUCUUCUUAUUGGCCAAAUUGUUGGUCUACUUGGAUUCUUCAUCAACCUCGCUGUUGAAAAUGUAGCUGGUCAGAAGUUUGUUGUCACCUCCAACAUGAUGUUGGCCAGAAGGUUCAUGGCGGCUUUCCUCGUUUUUUCAUCUUCAAAUCUAGGCUUGACAUUGUUUGCAAGUUUGAUCACUGCUUUUGUUGCACCUGAGGCUGCUGGUUCAGGUAUACCAGAGGUUAAGGCUUAUUUGAAUGGUGUAGAUGCACCGGCAAUAUUUUCACUCCGGACUCUGAUUGUCAAGAUAGUGGGAAGCAUAUGUGCUGUGUCAUCAUCUCUAAAUGUUGGAAAGGCAGGGCCAAUGGUUCACUGCGGUGCUUGCAUAGCUGCAUUAUUGGGUCAGGGUGGAUCAAAGAAGUUCAGAUUGACCUGGAAGUGGUUGCGUUUUUUCAAAAAUGACCGUGACAGGAGAGAUCUUGUAACUUGUGGAUCUGCCGCAGGUAUAGCAGCUGCUUUUCGUGCUCCUGUUGGUGGUGUGCUGUUUGCUCUUGAAGAAAUGGCAUCUUGGUGGAGAAGUGCUCUGUUGUGGAGAACUUUCUUUACUACAGCUGUUGUUGCUAUAGUUCUUCGGGCUCUUAUUGAUCUCUGUUUGAGUGGUCAAUGUGGCCUAUUUGGCAAAGGGGGGCUUAUAAUGUAUGACGUCACAUCGGUAGAUAUUUCCUAUCACCUCUGGGAUGUGCCUGCUGUUCUUCUUCUUGCAUUUGGAGGUGGCAUAUUAGGAAGCAUAUACAAUUCUCUACUCAAUAAUGUUCUUAAAAUUUACAAUGUAAUUAACAAGAAAGGAGUUGCUUUAAGAAUCCUGUUGGCUUGUUCUCUAUCAAUCUUCACUUCUUGUCUUCUAUUUGGACUACCAUGGCUCGCCUCCUGUCGUUCAUGUCCAUCUGAUCCAUCAGAACCUUGCCCUACUAUUGGUCGGUCAGGGAAUUAUAAGAAGUUCCAGUGUCCUCCUGGUUACUACAAUGAUCUCGCUAGCCUCUUUUUCAACACUAACGAUGAUGCAAUCAAAAACCUCUUCAGCAAAGGCACUGACUCUGAGUUUCAGCGUUCAUCAAUGCUCAUCUUCUUUGCUGCCUGCUUCUUUCUCAGCAUUUUCAGUUAUGGCAUUGUCGCUCCGGCAGGCUUAUUUGUGCCGGUCAUCGUGACCGGUGCUGCUUAUGGACGUUUUGCAGGGAUGUUAUUACUCAGGUCAAAGUCAAAUCUAAACCAUGGACUCUUUGCAGUUCUUGGUUCUGCUUCCCUUCUUGGGGGAUCGAUGAGGACGACAGUUUCUUUGUGCGUCAUCAUUCUCGAGUUGACCAAUAAUUUGUUGCUGCUGCCACUUAUAAUGAUAGUUCUUCUCAUCUCGAAGACUGUGGCUGAUGUCUUCAAUGAAAAUGUAUACGAUCUCAUAAUGACGUUGAAGGGCUUACCUUACUUGGAAGAUUAUGCCGAACCAUAUAUGAGGCAAUUGGCAGUUGGCGAUGUUGUUACAGGCCCACUACAGAUCUUUCGUGGCUUCGAGAAGGUUGCUAAUGUUGUGCAUGUCCUUAGAACCACACGACAUAAUGGGUUUCCCGUGAUCGACGAGCCCCCAUUCUCCGAGUCCCCUGUCUUAUAUGGUUUAAUUUUACGAGCGCAUCUUCUCACAUUGUUAAGAUCAAAAGCUUUCUCACGAACUCCUUCACCAGUUAGCCAAGAUGCCAUUGCGCUCUUUUCAGUUGACGAUUUUUCAAAGAAGGGCUUGGGCCAUGACGAUAGAAUUGAAGAUCUAGCAUUCUCUAAUGAAGAGAUGGAGAUGUACAUAGAUUUGCACCCAUUUACUAACACAUCACCUUACGCCGUCGUGGAGACAAUGUCUUUAGCAAAAGCCCUGAUGCUUUUCCGCCAAGUUGGCUUGAGGCACCUGCUGGUCAUUCCUAAGUUCUCUGGGAGACGUCCAGUUGUGGGUAUAUUGACGAGGCAUGACUUCAGGCCAGAACAUGUCCUAAAUCUGCAUCCGCUACUGGCAAACAGCAGGUGGAAAAAAUUGAGAUUACGGUUCCCUCAACUAAGGAAGCUUGUUUGAGAACCUGAAGUGGUAAAAGCUGCGAGGAAUCUUCAUCAAUCCACAUACUGACAUACACCUAGUAAGUUGAAAGUCAGAUGCUUAGUUCCCUUGAUACGAGAGAGAAAAUUUUGCGCACGCCAUGCUAUUCGAUCUAUAGCCACUGUGAACAAAAGCCAUCUACCAGUUAUUCUUUAUGAGCAUUCAGCGUGCUUACUUGGCUUAAGAAGGUAAAUGAUAACUUAGUACAUAUUUGUAAUUGCAAUACAGAAAGAAAAUAGCUCUACUGGAUCAGUUGCUACAUUUUUUCCCCCUCAUUAUCUUCACCCUAUAAUGCUAGAUUAUGUGUAGACUGUUUGAACUGUAACAUACUUAUAAAUUAUGUUUCACUUUUUAAUGUAACUGUAAAUAACUAUGAUCAGAAGCAAUCAAAAGCCCGUCGGUUCUUGUUGAGAACUGAAACUUGUGAAUA
Messenger RNA from Salvia miltiorrhiza (redroot sage), 3041 nucleotides. RefSeq names its product putative chloride channel-like protein CLC-g. Gene Ontology annotation, cellular component: plant-type vacuole membrane; intracellular membrane-bounded organelle. The transcript has 7 exons. The record is from RefSeq and is a predicted model, not a curated record. Gene Ontology annotation, biological process: transmembrane transport; chloride transport. Lineage: Eukaryota; Viridiplantae; Streptophyta; Magnoliopsida; Lamiales; Lamiaceae. Gene Ontology annotation, molecular function: voltage-gated chloride channel activity. Bases 254 to 2590 code for a protein of 778 amino acids.